UCAAACCCGGGCUGAAUCCCAAAUGGCUCCGUACUCACUAAAUAGUGUGCUAGUUACGAAAGUUUAGAAAUUCUAUGCUCUACAGCCAACAGUGCAUCAUUCAUUGUAUGGAUGAGUCCCAAAUGACUUUCUUAGCUAUAUAUUGCACGGUUGGGGUGCAGGAUCCAGUAUUUAAAUCCCUACAUAGUGCACUAUGUAGGAAGGAGGGAACCAUUUGAGAUUCAGCCCCAAUACAAGAAGAUGGAGCCACUGGAUUGGUGCUACAAUGUUAAUUUGGUGACCAAAACUCAAAACUCCGUCUUAAUUUCCCAGGUGGAGCCUGCAGCACCAAGCUCAUGUGGAAGAAGGAUGUUGCAGAGAGUGCUGUCCACAGUCCGCUCCUUGGUUGAGCGCCUCAGAUCCCGUUCCUCGGCUCGGUGCAUACAAGCUGAGGUAGAAGAUGAGCAUGAGGAAGUUUCUCAACCACCUCAGCUGAUUCCACUCGGAGUGCCGGCUGUAAACCUGAAGACCUGCAGAGACUUCAGUAAAUCUGCUCCUUUGAAGAAAGGCAGUCGGGCUGCUGUGAGGAUCACUAUUGGGAGAACGGUGAAGUACACCGUGCAGCAGCCCUACAGCGACCCCAUGUGCUUUGAUGAAUGGAAACACUUCUUGCUACAGAUCCAGAAGGAAGACAUUUGCGGUGUCCAGCAGUCGAGUUCGGUGGUGGUGGAACUGAUUAUGGUGGAUCCUGAUUUAACCACCCCCGUACUCAUUGGCAGAGACACCAUUAUGUGGCAGGAAAUCCUUAAGAAAUCUUCAUUGAGUCAUCAGUUUAAUUUGAGGCUCAUGCAGAAGAAAGUCUGCAAGCUGGACGCAGAUCUGGCGUUCUCAUAUGGCUCAAUGGGAUAUGGAUAUUCUCAUCAGAUCAAACAUGCAGGAAGGACCAUUGAGAGUCUUGUAGAGAAAUCUCUCUCUCCCUGCUGCCCUCCUAAUGAAGACUGAGAUCCAUUAUGUAAUGUGAUCACCCCCUCCGCACGGACCCGACUGGACUUCGUUCCCUCUGUGAUGCUGCAAGCAGUGGCGCAAAAAGGGGGUAUGCGGCGCAUAUGGCCGUUGCACUAGAGGGGCGCCAAAACGAUGCCGGAAAAUUAUUUCUAGUCUGCAUUUUCUGUAAGAGCUGUUUGUUCAAGUAUGAUAAUACACAUCAAAAAACAGCACAGCACUAAUCAGGCGCCCGUCCACUCCGCCCCCCCACCCUCCUGUCAUUUGCUCC
Molecule: messenger RNA, 1252 nt
Organism: Pygocentrus nattereri (red-bellied piranha)
Lineage: Eukaryota; Metazoa; Chordata; Actinopteri; Characiformes; Serrasalmidae
Product: C2 calcium-dependent domain-containing protein 6-like
Exons: 9
Coding region: 241-981 (246 amino acids)
Source: RefSeq, a predicted model, not a curated record